This is a messenger RNA of Thrips palmi, 5086 nucleotides long. Its product is annotated as DNA mismatch repair protein Mlh3-like. Gene Ontology annotation, molecular function: ATP hydrolysis activity; ATP-dependent DNA damage sensor activity; ATP binding. Gene Ontology annotation, biological process: mismatch repair. Gene Ontology annotation, cellular component: mismatch repair complex. Bases 291 to 4421 code for a protein of 1376 amino acids. The transcript is spliced from 12 exons. NCBI's taxonomy places the organism in Eukaryota, Metazoa, Arthropoda, Insecta, Thysanoptera, Thripidae. The record is from RefSeq and is a predicted model, not a curated record.
CGUCAGCUGUGUGUGUGUGUGUGGGUGAGGGGGGAAGGCGCUUUCGCUCGGUCAACCAAGCGAUGUCAACACAUCUCACGGCGCCUGCUUCUCAUUUUGCGGAGACCGGAGUGGGCGCGGCGGAACCGGCGGAAGCCUGAAGGCGGAAGGCGGGCUUUUUUUCAAAGCGGCUCUCUAUGAAAAAUGUGACGUGCGUUGGAAACUGUUUGAAGUUGUCUGUAGUUGUCUGCAGCUUAACAACAACCGCUCUGAUUUGGUUUAUUUGACGGGAGAUCAUUGCUUGCAAUGCCAUGGGUAUCAAAAGGCUGCCGUCCGCAGUAGUUUCCUCCCUCAGAACGGACGUGACAGUCACAACCACUGCUCAGUGCGUCACGGAAUUGGUCCUCAACUCCAUUGAUGCUCGUGCCUCCUCCAUUGCUGUCAGAGUGGAUCUCAAAAAUUAUAAAAUACAAGUGGUUGACAAUGGAUGUGGACUAUCAUCAACUGAUUUAAGUCUUGUUGGUUCCAGGUAUAUGACUAGUAAAUGUCGUUCACUCCAAGACCUGCAAAGUAAUCUUAGCCAUUUUGGAUUUCGUGGUGAAGCUUUGUCCAGUAUAUCAGAGGUGUGCGGUACAAUGACCAUUGCAUCCCGUUAUCAAGGCUCUGAUGAAACUUUCUGCAAAGUGUUCACACGAGGAACAGCACUCAACGUUAGCAAAUCACGACAGCCUAGAGCAUCCUGUGGUACAACUAUUACGGUUGCUGACUUCUUAUUCAAUAGACCUGUGCGAAGAGCUCGAAUCAAGCCAGCUCUGGAUUUGGAGGAAAUAAAGUCCCACAUUGAAUCAAUUGCUUUGAUAAAUCCUUCUAUUUCAUUUUCUCUCAGAAAUGAUGAAAAUGGAGAGGUAAUGUUGCAGACGCAAAGAACUGAAGAUACCCAAUCGGCAUUUGGAACUUUAUUUGGUGACAGUAUAGCUGGUAAUCUUGUUGCUGUGAAAGAAUCCAUGGGGCCUUUCAAAGUGGAAGGGUAUAUAUCAAAUGAGGCCAACCCAUUGAAAAAUUUCCAGUUUAUUUACAUCAACAAGCGUCUUCUCCUAAAGACCAAAAUACACAAGCUUGUCAACUCCCUCUUGUCCAGAAGUGCAAUUCUAAAAUCAAACAAUGUUCCUUAUGCUCCUAUAUCUAAGGAAAUGAAUCACAACGUGUUUCUAGCCUUUUCUCCUCCCAAAAGAGACAAACAUGCAGUUUUUGUGCUUAAUAUAACAUGUCCUUUGUCUGAAUAUGACAUAACACUUGACCCCAAGAAGACUCUUGUUGAAUUUUGUAACUGGGAUUCUUUGCUCAGUUGUUUCGAGAACCUCCUGAGAAAGUUUAUUGAAAGGGAAGCUAAUCAGCCUUCUGCAAGUAAUGGCUUGGAUAGUGAGCCGCCUCGCAAAAUAAAAUCUGUGAUUGAUGAGAUAAAUCUUCUGGCAAGAGAAGUUGCCAUUGGCGGUGACGUGUCUGAAACAUCUGAUGACUCCAUUAGCACCAAAAAUUUACCUAGAGCUAUUCAUAGCCUACCUGCCAAUCGAUGCCCAGUUAAUUUAUCACCUGUACCAUCAACUGAAUGUUUUCCUUCAACUUGUUCGUCUGAGACUUUCUCCCGUGCUACAGAUGUAAAGCGCACCAUUUUCUCUACAUCAGAUCCAGGCUCUGUUCUUACAGAGAAGCCCUAUGUUCCUUUGGCACGUGGCCCAAUUCUGAAAGAGAAACCAAAGCAGCCUUCAGGCUGGACGGAAACUGAUUGCUCUGAGAGAUCGCGCCACUCUGUAGAGUCACUGCAUUUCUUAUUCAAACGACCUGAAGCCCCAGUUGUAACUAAACCUACGAAAAGUUUCAUACCAGAACCCAUAUACUUCCAAGAAAACUCUAGCACCAUAGACAACCCUCUCAGACUACAAGAAAAGAACUCAAGAGAUUUGGGGGAAGCUGCAGUUAGCCCUGUGAACGCUCUUGCAAAUAUCAAAGAAAUCCGGAGAAAAAAGCUCCUAAGUAAGUUGAACAAGUUUUCUUUCAAUGCUACCUGUGAAAAACCAAUACUGCUGAAGACUAAAUUGCCAACUCAUCAUGCAAGAGACACUACUCAUCAACCUAUGUUCACAACUGACAAUAAUCAAGGGAAGUUAAAUAAGACACAUCAAGUUGCUUUUGCAAAAUCACCUGUGAAUAACUUGAAAGAAUCAAGAGAUGUCCAAAAUACCUUUACUCCAAGUAGUGUGGAUUCUAUACAAAAUUCAGAGAAGGGCACUUCCCUUAUUGCCAAUGCAGCAAGUUCUGCUGCCGCAUCAAGCUGUAGAUCAGAAGACCGAAAUACUCUAAUUUCAACUAAUUUCUGUGCUCCAGUUAUAACUUCAUGCAGUAAAAGGCGUGCUGAUGAUGUUAUCAAAGGCAAUAAAAAUGUGCUUAAACCAUCAGGAAGUGAAGAGAACAAGUAUGAGACACUGCAUAGCACUUGUGUCAAAGGUAACCAGGAACAUGUGGAUAUUUUUACUGAGAGCAGUAAUGAAUCGUUUAUGUCUCAAGUGGCUGAAGUAUCCAAAUUUAGAUGUGGAGAUAUGUCUGUUGGUAUUAGAGAGUCAUCACUUGGAAAAAAUUCAGUAUACUCCGAAAUGUCACUCCCUGAUGAUAGUAUUGGACAUUCUAGCACAAGACUCUGUGAUGCUGUUCCAUUUAGUUUAGAUAUAUUCCAAUCUACUGACGCAGACCGUGAGCAGCAAACACUGCCAAAAAAGAUAGUGGAUUAUGAUAGUUCUCCUUGUUCGUCACAGGAAUCUUCGAGGAGUGUAGAGAAUCUAGUUCAAAGUGACCCUAUUAGUCCAAGCCUUUUGAAACGGAAACUUGCAAAGGAAGAUGAGCUCCUAGUCAAGAAAUUUUGUUCUUGUUCUGAAAGCCAGUUUACAGAAAAGUCUUCUGACUCCCAAGAUAUGAAUCAAGAUGAGGAGAUGUUGAAACUUGUUGAUAACAAUUUUAUUCACACAGACACAAGUAAGCAAGAAACUAGCAAGGUCACAUCCUCUAUUCCUGAUAUUUACAAAAAGAAUUUUGAAGCAGCUGAGGGUUCAAAAGAAACAGUCUCAACAGAACACAACCACAUUAAUUUUCUUGAUAAAGAAGUGGAUGAAGUCUCAAAGUGUCUAGAACCAAUACCAAGCCAACAUCCCUCUCAGGAUGACUGCACAGAAACCAAGAAUUACCAGCCCAAUAUUAUGGAGGUCCAACCCUCUGGUGUACCUCAAGACAGCCCAUCCACAGCAUCUUCAAAUGACCAACAACAGUGGAUUGAGCAGUUAGAUCAUAAUGGAAAAUCAUUUUACUUACAUCAAAAAAGUGGUUUAACCACCUACCAGAAGCCAGAAGAAGAGAGGCAGGGUGCUUUUAAAAUUGGUGAUAGGUAUUCAUUUCUUCCAAAAGGAAUGUCUCCUAUUUUGUAUGACAAAGUUACCAAUGAGCCAAGCAAAAGUCCCAGUAUUACACCAUUUAGAAUGGAGGAUGAUCUUUCUGUUGUUAAAUGGAGCAGUGAUGAUGGCAAUAAAGGUGGCAAAAAAACUGAUUUCUGGCCCCUUGUAGAUCAGUUACUCUCUGCAGCUGAUACAUUUUCUACAAAAAUACAGGCUGAAAGCCAAGUCUCAAAUGCUACAAACCAAGAGCUGUCUCAAUCAGACAUUAAAAUUUACAAUGUUAUGUUUCCUUACAGUUUUUCUAAGGACUUAUUCAAUAAUUUGAGAGUUUUGGGACAACUCGACAAUAAAUUUAUAGUUACAGUGGUGACUAUAAAUAUUAACAAAGAUGUCAUUGUUCUAUUUGAUCAGCAUGCAGUUCAUGAACGCAUUAGAGUUGAAAACUUAACUGAGGAUUACAAACAACAUGAUGGAGAAGCCAAAUGGAAAUCAGCUCCUGUUGAUCCAGCUUUACCUAUGCAACUGAGUUCUAUUGAAGUCCGUAUUCUUGAAAGUUACCAAGGAAAAAUGGAAAAUCUUGGAUUUCAUUUCAGUGUCGUUGAUUCCACCACAAUCAGUGUUUUACGAGUGCCCACAUGUCUUCUUCUGCGAGAAAACAGAGAGGUUCACGGAAGAGGAGUGUCAGUACUACGACAGCACUUGGAAAGUCUUAUCAGGGAACAGGUGGAUUCGCUUCUCAACACAAGAGGCGUUGGAACAGAUCAUCCAACCAUAAUUCAGAACGUCAUCAGUUCGGAAGCUUGUCGAGGUGCUGUCAAAUUUGGUCAUCCACUCACUGUUGCGGACUGCCAAGCAUUCCUACACAACCUUUCCCUUUGUAACCUUCCAUUUCAAUGUGCCCAUGGUCGCCCUGCUUUAAUGCCUGUUGUAGAUCUUUCCAUGCUCAAGCCAAAACCUCAGAAUCAAAAGCCAAACUUGAAAAAGCUCCAGAGGCGCCUCUUGUGAUUCAGUUCUUUCCAGCCAAGAAAAUUCCAUGACAAACCUGUGUCUUUCAUUUUUGUCAUUUCUUUGCUGUCCCCUCCCCAUAUGUGCUGUGUUAUUAUCUCAAAAUAGUUUCUUAUCAUAUCAAGUGUACUGGGACUGCUUUUAUUUUUGACUUCAUUUAUCUGUGAUUUUUUGUGAUGUAAACUAUCAUAAGUUUUUUGGUGAUUUGUAUUGUGUACACAUACGUUUUAUGUUAGAUGAAGUAAAAAAUGUAUUAAACAAGCUGCAGAUUUCUCUCUCAUUCUUUUUAAUUUCAAGAUAGUAAAAAUUAAAAUAAGGUAGCGUCUUAAAAUUUAAAAAUCCUGUAAAAUGCCUGUUAUUUUAAAAAUGGCAUGGAAAUAGGGAAGGCGACAGGGGCAAGGUAGGCCACCGUCCGCAUGUGGCACCUGGGUGGCGCCCUUCUAAAACAAAUUACGGGUUCUGCUGUAAGUCGAAAAUUUACAUGCUGGUCUCCAAGUAACAAUGAUAAAAUAAGGACGAUAUACAAACGUAGCUCCAUGGUGUACACCACCAACUUCACCUACUUCACCAACCGUUUGUAACUGGAGUAGUAACUGGGAUCGUGGAUGGAAUUUCCCAUACAUUUGCGGCUUAGCCUCGCAACAAGGUCCGCUACGGGACGGGAG